Eptesicus fuscus (big brown bat) is the source of this 3287-nucleotide messenger RNA. It is a transcript of the gene RAB29, whose product is annotated as RAB29, member RAS oncogene family. Gene Ontology annotation, cellular component: trans-Golgi network; vesicle; Golgi apparatus. Gene Ontology annotation, molecular function: GTP binding; GTPase activity. The coding region runs from base 38 to 649 and encodes 203 amino acids. The record is from RefSeq and is a predicted model, not a curated record. NCBI's taxonomy places the organism in Eukaryota, Metazoa, Chordata, Mammalia, Chiroptera, Vespertilionidae. The transcript has 5 exons. Gene Ontology annotation, biological process: vesicle-mediated transport.
CGCUUCCCGCCUCCAUAAAACGUCCACCGCGCUCGCCAUGGGCAGCCGCGACCUCAUGUUCAAAGUGCUGGUGGUGGGGGACGCCGCGGUGGGCAAGACGUCCCUGGUGCAGAGGUAUUCCCAGGACAGCUUCAGCAAACACUACAAGUCCACGGUGGGAGUGGAUUUCGCUCUGAAGGUUCUCCAGUGGUCUGACUCCGAGAUGGUGAGGCUGCAGCUGUGGGAUAUUGCAGGGCAGGAGCGCUUCACAUCUAUGACACGCCUGUACUAUCGAGAUGCCUCUGCCUGUCUUAUUAUGUUUGACGUUACCAAUGCCACUACCUUCAGCAACAGCCAGAGAUGGAAGCAGGACCUGGACAGCAAGCUCACACUGCCCAACGGAGAGCCUGUGCCCUGCCUGCUCUUGGCCAAUAAGUGUGAUCUCUCCCCUUGGGCAGUGAGCCGAGACCAGGUUGACCGUUUCAGUAAGGAGAACGGUUUCACGGGCUGGACAGAAACAUCAGUCAAGGAGAACAAAAAUGUGAAUGAGGCCAUGAGAGUCCUCAUUGAGAAGAUGAUGAGCAAUUCCAAAGAAGAUAUGUCUUUGUCCACCCAAGGGGACUACAUCAACCUACAAGCCAAGCCUUCCUAUAGUUGGGGCUGCUGCUAGUCAUGUUACGCCUGCUUUCCCUCCAGGUUCCAGUUCCUUCCCUUUGGCUCCCCACCCAGCAGUUUGAUUAAGUACAUUUGAACCGUCUCCUGCUGACUGUCCAGUAAGGAGGGCCGUCAUCACUAAGAAAAGACACCUGGGACCCAUGUGCUUUUCUGCAUCUCCUGAAACUUGGUUCUCACUUGCUGCUGACGCAUGUGGUCCAGUUAGUGCCUUCCCACUCAUCCCCUUUUUAUUGAAUUUAUUGGGGUGACACUGGUUAACAAAAUUAUAUAGGUAUCAUGUGCACAGUUCUACAAUAUAUCAUCUGUACAGUUAGUGCCUUUUGUAUAAGAAAGGUCAUCUGAUCACUCAGUUUGUGAUCUGGGAUUUUGUGGGUAGGACUAGAAAUCGGGAUCACAAUUCUCAGCUGCUUUUGAGCUUAUUUUUCCAUCUGAUGUAUGUUGAGAUAUCAAUCUGAUAUGACUUCAGAUUGAGAAGAAAAUGAAAACAAAGGUCAUUUCCCUUAUAGGUCAUGACUUUCAGAUACUUUCUGUCUUGGACUUUCAAUUUAAAGAUCUGAUUCCAAGAUGCAGUAAGAGUGGGGCUUGAUAUCUUUGGGUUUGGGACUACUGGAGGUGACCCAAAAGUCACUGUUAUUUUUGAAGCUUCUAAAGUCAUAAUUAGCUUUCUCUUGUCUUGGCUUCAAGAAGAAUCAAGCUUGGCCUGACCAGUGUGGCUCAGUUGGUUAGGGCAUCAUCUCCUGCAUGGAAAGGUUGCAGGUUCGAUUCCAGGUCAGGGCACAUGCCUAGGUUGUGAGUUCAGUUCCUGCUCAGGGUAGAAGCAGGAGGCAACCAAUUAAUGUGGUGUGUCUCUCCCAUAUAAAUGUUUUUCUCUCUCUCUCCCUCCUUCCCUCCCUCCCUCUCUCCUCUCCUCCUUCCUCUAAAAAAAAAAAAAAAAAGGUCAAGCUUUCAAAUGAUCUAUCUUGUGUGAUGCCAGCAUUUCUUUCUGAAAAGGAAUUAGUGUGGUCUAAUUGUCUCCCUACCAGUAGGGUAAGGGAGGGGUUUGCCGUUUCUGCAGGUUUCUGGGUUGAUGUUUUGAUGCAUAAUGCUUCAUGUGGUGCCCAGUUGUCUGAUCCUCGAAGCUCUGGGAAUCUGAAUGGAAGAAGAGGGAGAGGUUAAUAGAACAAAACCCUGUGAGCAGCUUGCUUAUGAGCAAUCUGAGUGGCUAGCACUUAACAGCCACAGGAAUAUUAUGUACAGAUCUUUGCCUGGGGGUGGGAAUAGACAGACAGGAAAUCAUUAGCUAAUUUAAGUGCUAAAUCAGGGAGAGUUUUUUAGUAUCAAAUCGCUUUUAAGCAGUAUAAUUUGUUAAAUUCUCACAGGAUAGUGAUUUAUAACCUACCCAAAAUUAUGAAUAUUCUUAGUGAACCUGGAGGCCUACAGUUCUUUGAGAGACACUUGUCUAAAUGUAUCCUAAGUCAGUGGUUCCCAAGUCUGACUGGUCAGAUUUAACUUAUAUGUGGAAUCGAAUGAACAAAAUAAACUGACCAACAAAAUAGAUCCAGAGGUAUGGAACAGACUGACAGAUCUCAGUCUGUUUUUAAUACUGAUUAUAACUUUUGCACAAUGUUUGGAGACCUUGGAGAUUCAGGUAGGGUUUUUAUUACAAUGAUUCUGAAGGUAAUAGUGGGUUAACAAAUUCUUUUUAUUUGAGAAGAACAUUGAUUUGUAUGCACUGGUUCCAACCCCAGCAAUAUCAAAUAAGUGGGAAAUAAGUCUUGUAUUCAUGAUAGUUAUUGGCCUUUAAUGUGAGUCUGUUAAAAUGUUAGUCUAUCCCACCCUAGCCGGUUUGGCUCAAUGGAUUCUGCCCGGGUUCGAUUCUGGUCAAGGGCAUGUACGUGUGCGGGAGGCAACCAAUCAAUGUGUCUCUCUCACAUUGAUGUUUCUCUCUGUCUCCCUCUCCCUUCCACUCUAAAAAUCAAUGGAAAAAUACCUUCUGUUAAUCCUCCAGUAAGGAUUAACAAAACAAAACAAAAAGUUAGUCUAUGCUGAUUAGUCAAGAGUAUUGUGGACAUAGAGACUUUAUUUUUUAAAUACCUUCUUUAAAAACGAAGGUAAAUGUUUUUCUGUUAAUUUAUUGGUACCAGUCGCCUAAUACCAAUUCAGUACUUGAUGUAACAUCCCAAAUACUCCUCAGAAAUGUGACCAUUUUAAAAAAUAGAAUAUCCUUUCUUUUCCCAUUUGCUGACUCAAGAUCUACCUGCCUUUUCAAGCAUUGCUUGAAGCUGGCCUGCCAGCCCUUAUGGAUUUUUCUCUCCUAAUUGGUGAAAAGUAUAGGCCUGAAAUUAAUUGAAGAAGAAAUUUGAAAUAUAACUAAUUUCUCUCUAUCCAUAAAGAAAAGGGAAAACAAUUAAGGAAGAAGAAAAUAUUUACGUGACUUGAAAUAUGAUUAUACUAAAAAUAAUUAGAUCUUAUCAUUUGGAUGCCACCUCUCAGGUAAAAUUGUUUGGAACAUGGAUACUGUUGUAGCCCUUCCCUAGAGAAGUUUCCGUAUUUGAGACAAGAUGUCUCCAACCACAGCUGCUCUAUGGCCCAAAAGAAAACAAGCAUUCCCUGCAGUAUGCUCUAGGAGACCCAGGGAAGGACUGAAAAUUGCG